This is a messenger RNA of Tarenaya hassleriana, 1073 nucleotides long. RefSeq names its product plasma membrane-associated cation-binding protein 1-like. The transcript has 5 exons. Bases 138 to 854 code for a protein of 238 amino acids. Lineage: Eukaryota; Viridiplantae; Streptophyta; Magnoliopsida; Brassicales; Cleomaceae. The record is from RefSeq and is a predicted model, not a curated record. Gene Ontology annotation, cellular component: plasma membrane.
AUAAGUGCAGUUGCAUCCAUACACACACACACAUAUACAUAUAUAUACACCUGUAUAUAUAAAAGAUUGUGAAUUUUCAUCCCUGUGAAGUCUGCUUGUUCUUGGGAUUAUCAAGUCAAUUAACGCAUAAAGAGAAGAUGGGUUACUGGAAAUCAAAGGUUCUUCCAACGAUCAAGAAGAUGUUCGAGAAGAAACCUGGGAAGAAGGCUGCUGCUGCUGAGGCUAUCAAGGCCUUCGAUGACUCCAAGGAGGCGAUCAACAAGGAGAUUGAAGAGAAAAAGACAGAACUCCAACCCAAAGUCGUGGAAACCUACGAGGCCGCGUCUGCCGAUGUCAAGGGUUUGGUGAGGGAUCCCAAGGAGGAAGAUCUGAAGAAGCACUCUGAAGCUGUCCAAAAGUUCAUCGAUGAACUUGUCAAAAUCGAAUUCCCCGGAUCGAAGGCUGUGUCUGAAGCUUCGACCAACUUCGGUUUGAGCUACGUGACGGGUCCUGUCUCCUUCAUCUUCGAGAAGGUAUCGGAGUUCCUUCCGCCCGAAGAAAAGUCGAGAGAUAUUGCCGCCGAGGAUGUGAAAACAGAGGAAGAAACGAAAACGGAAGAACCCAAAACCGAAGAAACAAGCGGCGAGAAAGAGAAGGAGAUAGUGGAAGAGAAGAAGGAAGAGGCCAAACCGGCCGAGGAGGAGAAGAAACCGGCGGCGGAGGAGGAGAAGAAGCCGGCGGAGGAGGAGAAGAAACCGGCCGAGGAAGAGAAGAAACCGGCGGAGGAGAAGAAGGAAGAGGCAGCUCCGGCCAAGACGGAAGAAACUCCGGCCAAGGCUGAGGAAACUCCGGCGCCAGUGCCGCCGAAGGCAUGAGAUCGUAGUGGCCGGCGAUCCAACCAAAGCUCUGUGUACGUAAAAAAAAAAAAAAGAAGCAAACGAUAUAUCAUUCUUUCAGAUUUGGUUUUUGUUUCUUGUGUGGAUACACCUCUUCUGUUUGUCUUCAAAAAGGUUUUUUUUUUGUGGAUUUUUAUUUUUUUUAAUGUUCUUGUGAAUUUGUAACAAAUAUAUUCGAUGUCUCUUCUUUAUUUUGCA